Molecule: messenger RNA, 1693 nt
Organism: Salvia miltiorrhiza (redroot sage)
Lineage: Eukaryota; Viridiplantae; Streptophyta; Magnoliopsida; Lamiales; Lamiaceae
Exons: 12
Coding region: 209-1357 (382 amino acids)
Biological process (GO): aspartate family amino acid biosynthetic process
Molecular function (GO): homoserine dehydrogenase activity; aspartate kinase activity
Source: RefSeq, a predicted model, not a curated record
UUCCAAUUAAAGCGGAAAAAACAGAAGAAGAAAAUAAAAUUAAUAAAUAAAUAAAGAAAAAGGUUCAUCAAUCAUCAGUGUUCAGUCCAAGAACAGUUCAAACAUCGGAAUCGAGCUGCCACAGAUUGCUCAAAAGAAUUACAAAACCUCAAUGCUCAAAGAAUUUAGAUAAAACAGGAGAGAGGAAAUCAGCCAGAGUGAUUGGGAAAUGGUCAGCAUUCCGUUGCUGCUGAUGGGCUGCGGCGGCGUCGGCCGCCAGCUCCUCCACCACGUCAUCUCUUGCCGCCCCCUCCAUUCCCGACAGGGGUUGAGGUUAAGGGUGGUGGGAGUGUGUGAUAGUAAAUCUAUGGUGGCGAUACCGGAUGUUUUGACCUCCGAAUUCCGUGAUGAUUUUUUGCUGCAACUUUGCGAGAUUAAGUCCAACGGCUCUUCUUUUCUCGAUCUUACUAAAACUGGUGAAUGUCAAGUGUAUUCCGGUGAAGAAAUUGGGAGGAAAGUGAUUGAUGUUGCUGCUUCUCUACGUAAUUCAUGUGGUCUGGCACUAAUUGACUGCUCAGCCAGCUCUGAAACUAUUGGGCUGCUGAGUCAAGUGGUGAACUUGGAUGGCUGUGUGGUCUUGGCGAACAAGAAACCACUUACUUCUUCACUGGAAUCUUAUGACAAGUUGGUUUCACAUCCUCGACGGAUUAGACAUGAGUCAACUGUUGGUGCUGGUCUUCCUGUCAUAUCAACUAUUAAUCGUAUGAUUUCAUCAGGAGAUCCUAUUAUUCGUAUCAUUGGAAGUUUGAGUGGUACCCUGGGCUAUGUGAUGAGUGAGGUUGAAGGCGGAAGACCUUUUAGCCAAGUAGUCACUGCUGCAAAAAAGCUUGGAUUCACUGAACCUGAUCCUCGGGAUGAUCUCAGCGGGAUGGAUGUAGCUAGAAAGGCACUGAUCCUUGCACGACUUCUUGGACAUCGUAUUGAGUUGGACAGUAUCAAGGUUGAAAGCUUGUAUCCAGAAAAAAUGGGACCCGCUAAAAUGCCCCUAGAUGAAUUUUUAGCAGAAGGCCUCCCCUUGCUUGAUGAAGAUAUCCAAAAACGCAUAGAAAAUGCUUCUUCGAAUGGAAAUGUUCUGCGCUAUGUUUGUCUCAUCGAAGAGUCGAGGUGUGAAGUUGGCUUACAAGAAGUUGCAAAAGAUUCAGCCUUGGGUAGAUUGAAGGGUAGCGAUAAUGUGAUGGAGAUAUACAGCCGCUGCUAUAGUAAACAACCACUGGUUAUUCAAGGUGCUGGAGCAGGCAACGAUACUACUGCUGCAGGCGUCCUUGCUGAUAUCCUCGACAUACAGGACCUGUUUCGACACUCACCUUCUGUGGCUUGAUCACUGGCCAAGACAUAACCACGGUGUUGAUUUUCUUGGAGAAUCUGGUGGAAAUUCGAUUUCUUUUUUUCUUUUCUGGAGAGACAGGCCUCUUAUGAUGCAGCUAAAUAAUGGGUGUAAUGCCUACGAUUUGAUGUACUUGUAUAUUUAAGCUGCAAUUUCCCCCCAUUUAGUUUUUAAUUCAAUAGACAUAGUUUACUUUGGUGGAUUAGGGCAUAUAAGGAUGGAUUGCUAGAAAUUGUCCAAUUUUGUGCUUUCUUACUUUUAAACAGGUGGAAUGGCUCAAGAUGAUCGAUAGUUUUGGUUUUGAGCAAUUAAAUCAGUAUAUUUUUCCUC